Gadus chalcogrammus (walleye pollock) is the source of this 3562-nucleotide messenger RNA. Its product is annotated as myopalladin-like. The transcript is spliced from 10 exons. NCBI's taxonomy places the organism in Eukaryota, Metazoa, Chordata, Actinopteri, Gadiformes, Gadidae. The coding region runs from base 32 to 1930 and encodes 632 amino acids. The record is from RefSeq and is a predicted model, not a curated record.
CUCCCUGCAGGAGGUCACCUCCCCCACCCCCAUGCUGAGGAGCAGCUACGCCUCCCUCAUGAACCUGGGCCCCGCCGCCGCGCAGAGCUCCGCCUACUCCCGGCCCCAGGAGUUCGUGGCGGCCCGGCUGCUGUCGCCGGUGAUGAGCCCGUCCCCGACCGAGUCGCCGGUGCCGCUGCUCAACGAGCUGGCGGCCGAGUUCAACUCGUCGUCGGCGGCCAGCUCCCCGACCCUGCCGCCGUUCUCCCCGCCGCCGCGCGUCUUCCCCACGCGGGUGCUCCAGUCGCCCGCCAGCCCCCUGUCGGUGACGUCUUCGCCGACGCUGAUCUCCGCCCCGUACCUCAACUCGGUGUUCGCGGGGCGGACCCAGUCGCCGCCGCAGGCCGCCUCCCCGGCCUCCAGCAGCUCCACCCCCAGCCCCAUCCAGAACCCCGUGGCCUUCCUCAGCUCCGUCCUGCCCUCGCUGCACAUCGCCAAGGGAACCAACUCCAUGGGGCUGCCCAAGAGCGCCCCGGCAGGGCAGUUGAGGAGGCUACCCAAAUCGCGGACGCCGUCCUCUGAAGAUAUCAGAGCCAGCAAAGAGGUGAUCCUCAACGACAUCGAGCGGAGGCUCAACGCCAAUCGCUUCAACGAUAAUUCUUCACCUUUUGGAUUUCAACAGGCGUACAAAGUGUCCAACUUCGAGCAGCGGCUGAUGAGCGAGAUCGAGUUCCGGCUGGAGCGCACGCCGGUGGAGGAGUCGGACGACGAGGUUCACCACGACGCCGUCCCUACGGGCCGCUGCAUCGCCCCCGUCUUCGACAAGAAGCUCAAGAACUUCCGGGCCAUGGAGGGGGUGCCCGUCACGCUCUCCUGUAAGCUGGUGGGGAUCCCCAUUCCCAAGGUGUACUGGUUCAAAGACGGAAAGCAGAUCUUGCGAAAGAACGUUCACUAUAAGAAGAUACGAGAGGGCGACGGAACCUGUGCCUUGCACAUCGACUGCACCACCAACGACGACGAUGGGAACUACACCGUCAUGGCGGCUAAUCCCCAGGGUAGGAUCAGCUGCUCGGGCCAUUUGAUCGUCCAGACGGGUGCUUCCCGGAAUAGAAUGACACCCAUUCACUCUCAGAGGGUGAAGACCCGCAUACAGGAAGUUGAGGACGGCGAGCCGAGCCAGGAACGCUUCUUUCAGCCUCACUUCCUCCAGGCUCCGGGGGACAUGGUAGCCCACGAGGGAAGACUGUGCAGACUAGACUGUAAGGUGAGCGGCCUGCCCAACCCGGAGCUGAUGUGGUUGGUCAACGGGAAGCCCAUCUACCCGGACAUAUUUCACAGGAUGUUGGUGCGGGAGAACGGCGUCCACUCGCUGGUCAUCGACCCCGUGGUGCAGAACCAUGCCGGCGUCUACACCUGCAUCGCAAGCAACAAAGCCGGCCAGAGCUCCUUCUGCCUAGACCUGAAGGUGUUAGAGAAGGAGGUGAAGCACCCUCCGCACUUUGUGGAGAAGCUGCAGAACUGCGGGAUCCCGGAGGGAAACCCGGCUAGGCUGGAGUGCCGCGUGUCGGGAAUGCCUCCUCCCGCGCUUUUCUGGAAGAAGGACAAUGACACGAUCCCUAGAAAUAAGGACAGAUUCAGCAUGCAUCAAGAUGCCACUGGGUACGUGUGUCUCCUAGUCCAGCCAACCAGGAAAGAGGAUGCUGGCUGGUACACGGUCUCGGCUAAAAAUGAGGCUGGCAUAGUGUCAUGCACCUCCAGACUAGACAUUUAUGCCCAAUGGCACCAGAGUAUCCCCACGCCCAUGAAGACGGCGCCGCGCACGGGCUCCCGCUACGCAGCCCUCACGGGCCAGGGGCUGGACAUCAAGUCGGCUUUCCCUUCCACUGAGAGCGGACCCAUCCUGUUCUCCAGCUCCCCGCGGGAGUCCCAGCUGGAGAGUGACGAGCUCUGAGCUCUGAGCCUCCGCCGAACGGGACCACGCACAGCAGUGAGCCCCCGGUCGGAGCUCUGGUGAGGUUCGGGCCGACGGAACCUUGGCUGUGAUUCUACGCUACAACACGCAUCGUCAAAACCGUUGUGUGGUAGCAAACGUGACAAGUAAUGCAUCGAAAGUUAAGAGUGAAAGUAACAUGGCUGUAGUGGCUGGCACCUGUGUCGAAUGACAGACCUAGCAGAUGGCAGACUGAAGGGCUGAUUAUGGUUCCACGUCGACGCAACGCAAGGGGGGUUACGGACCCCCUUACGUCCUUGCAGACCCUCCUUGCGUCCACCUCGAGGGCCGGACGUGCGCCUCCCAAAAAUUGUAACCUUGCGUCGUGGUGACGCAGCAGCGAGGGCUGUGAUUGGUCCGCUUGCUAAAAACCAGACACGGAACCAAUACAGGUUCACGACUGCGUCGAAGCGUCUGCGUGGUCGUUGCGUCGACGUGGAACCAUAACUGAGCCUUAAGUAACGACUCCAGUUUAUUGGUGGCAUUGAGAUUAGAGCAUUAUGUUCUGCAUUAUGCGUGCAGAAAUACAGGAUGGUUUUGCAAAGUCUUAGUCCACAUCCCAACAGUCACACAUGUGAAUGUUUGUCUGUGUUGUGGAAGAUUUUAAUCCCCUUCAUCUUUUUCUACAUCAUAGUCUGCAUUUUUUAGACGCAUUUUCGGUUUCUUUCAGUUCAAACUCUGUUCUUAAUAAUUGUAUGAUAUUUUAUUUAUACAGUCCCACAGAUAAUUUUGACAAUGUUUUAUUUUGUAUUGCAACAUCUAUAUAGUUGUGGUAAUAAUAAUUGCUUUAAAUGUUAUUUAAAAUGACAUAUACCUUCAUAGCGUUUUAUUGUCCUACAUAUUCACAUAUACAUUAGAUAUUUUCAGUGAAUAUGAACAUCGCUGAAUGUUUUAUUGUUGAUUUAAUUUGUUACAAAAAGGAUGCACUCUUUAAUGAUAAGCUCAACAUAAUUUUCAAACCAUUAACUAUUUUGAACCGUGUGUGCGUGUGUGUUUGUCUUUGUGUUUGUGUGUGCGUGUGCGUGUGUGUGUGAGCAUGCCGGUAAGCAUGAGGAAGGUUGUGAAGCUAGAUCCGUAUAAAUGCAGAUCAUUGAGAGAUUGAAGGAUGAUAUGGUUGGCAGGUCCUAUGACGGCUGCCAGUGUUGUGUGGUUAACCUAGCUUCACAUUCAUGGUUUUGCACUUCAAAAACAAUAUAAUAUAUUUUUAUUAUAUUAUUUAUAUUUUAUAAUAAGCUGUACACCCUACAGCUUAUUGUGCCAAACUCAUUUGUGGGUAAUGAGUUCUAUAGACUGAACUCCGACGUAUCACAACUCAGUUAUCACACGCACUAGAUACCAAUAGAUUGAAUUUAUUUCCUGCCAAACACAUGUAUUGGUUUACUACAGAAAAUGUAUGCAUUCACAAAUCGGACAUACAUGUCAAAGAUGAGACGACGUCAUGUCUUUAAUAAUCAAGGCAGUUUGGAUCCAGUGAGAGUGUUUGGAAAAAAAAAAAAAACUGCUUUCAAAGCACAUAUUUUAAUGAUGUAAAGUUGCACAAUGUAAAAUAUUUGUUUUCUCAGAUUAAAGUUAUAUUUAUUCAAAACACAACAA